This is a messenger RNA of Schistosoma bovis, 2430 nucleotides long. NCBI's taxonomy places the organism in Eukaryota, Metazoa, Platyhelminthes, Trematoda, Strigeidida, Schistosomatidae. The record is from the annotation of a GenBank genome assembly.
UGAAAGAUUUUUUUUUUAAUACUACCCGAAGGCAAACUGUGAGAUGACAAGGAUCAUGUUUGAGACUUUUAAAACACCAGGUACGUGUGCUGCUACUCAAACUAUGUUGUCGCGAUGUACAUCUGAUCGUACAACUGGUAUAGUGUUGGACUUAGGUGAUGGUGUGACCCAUACAGUUCCGAUUUAUGAAGAUUAUGCGUUGCCUUAUACUGUUUUGCGAUUGGACUUUGCUGGUAGGGUUCUUGCCGACUUUAGGAUGAAGAUCCUGACUAAGACAGGUUGCAGUUCAACUGUCUAUUCGUGGAACAUACUCAGGCGCAAACCACCGGACAUCGUUUUACUCUAUAGUAAGUCUAGAAUGGCACCUAUAAAACAGGUAGCUGUGCCUAGACUGGAACUAACAGCGGCAGUAUUGAGUGCUAGAAUGGGGGAAGUUUUAAAUAAGAACCUUCCUCAUGUGUUUGACAAGACUCACUUCUGGACGUAUUCUAUGAUAGUACUGUACUAUAUAAAAAAUACAGAUAGUAGGUAUUCCACCUUCGUGGCUAAUCGUCUGGCCGCUAUUCGUCAUUUAACAUCUGUAGACCAGUGGGGGCACGUAGAAUCCAAUGAAAAUCCUGCUGACUGGACAUCACGAGGCAUACGGAAGGAGCUAGAUUUAAAGAACUGGAUUGAGGGUCCUUCCUUCUUAAGGAAGAGGGAGUCUGUAGGAACACUAACGCUUAUGUGCGAAAACCCCCUAGAAAAUGUUGAAUUUAAAAGAUGUCACACGACCAACGCAGUUGCAAAAAAACAUAGCUUAAGUCCAAUUCUGCUAUAUCACUCAAAUUGGAUAAAGCUGAUUAAAGUGGUAGCAUGGCUCAGAAGAUACGUGACCUAUAUAACCAUCAUGUACUCCCGUCACAAUGACAGGUCCCUAAGUGUGGGCUAUCUGUCAGUUGAUGAGUUGGAUGCAGCUAAACACAAGGUAUUAGCCUUAGUGCAAAAGGAAGUGUAUGGGGAAGCAGUAAAAUUAUCUCGAUGCAAUGGCGUAAGCGCAACUGAUAUAAAAGAGCUAAAAAAUCUUUCACCUACGUUAAUCGAUGGAUUGCUUUGUGUCAGCGGACGAUUAAAUUACUCGGAUUAUCCACUCUCAAUCAGACAUCCGGUAAUUUUGCCCAGUCAUCACUUCGUAACAGAACUUGUUAUUCGACACCAUCACCACCUAGAAGGUCACACUGGGACAUCACAAGUGUUAGCUACCAUACGACGAAAUUAUUGGAUUGUUAAAGGAACCAGUGCAGUUAAACGUGUGAUAGGUAGAUGUGUGAGGUGUAUACGCGCGAAAGCCACAUUAGGCCAACAGAUGAUGGCACCUCUCCCCAAGUGUCGAGUGCAGCAAGGCUGGUUUUGCUUCUCCUCCGUCGGGAUAGACUAUUUUGGGCCGUUGAUAGUUCGUCGGGGAAGAAGUGAGGAAAAAAGAUAUGGAUGCCUAUUUACGUGUCUCCAAACACGUGCCGUACAUUUGGAAGUAGCUUUCAAUUUGAGUACUGAUGCUUUCAUAAUGGCUUUAAUACGUUUCAUAGGAAGGAGAGGAACUCCUAAGGAAAUCUAUAGCGACAAUGGAACUAACUUUGUCGGGGCUACUUCCGAAUUACGGGCUAAUAUGAGUGUGUGGGACAAGCAUAAAAUAAACGACGUAACAGUAUCGAAGGGUAUACGCUGGCAUUUCAACCCCCCACUAGCUAGCCAUCGAGGCGGAGUUUGGGAGAGAUUAAUACGGUCUGUUCGGAGGAUCUUACUAUUUCCAACGGGCAAAUAUUACACGAUGAUAGUUUGGCAACUUAUUUUGUGCAGGUAGAACGAAUUUUUAAACAACCGCCCAAUCGUUCCUGUGACGUCAGAUGAAAAGGAUGAUUUGACGCUCACGCCAAACACUUUGUUAUUACUAAGAGACUGUGAUGGUUUAGGGGUGGAGUGUAGUGUUGCGGAUAGGUAUUCAAAGCGAUGGAGACAGGUCAAUUGUUUAGCCAAUACCUUCUGGCGUCGAUGGAUAAAAGAGUACAUUCCUUUACUGCAAGUGAGGCAGAAAUGGUUUUGCAAACACAGAAACUUAAAAGAAGGUGAUGUAGUUCUAGUGGCUAACGAUGCAACUACUCGGGGUUCAUGGCCAAUGGGAUGGGUUGAUAAGUGCGAGACAGAUGGAGAUGGAUUGGUAAGAACAGUGAUGGUGCGAAUGAGAGAAGGUGUAGUAAGAAGAGAUGUGCGAAAGCUCUGCCUUCUAUAGGGAGCCGAGUAAUUGUAGAUUGUAGCUUAGGUUUAUGGAUGUACAGGCGUACUGUUGUAAGUCCUGUGCCUCCCAUUGAUAUAGAGCAGUUAGUAAGCAGAGCCAUGACAGAAAUGUAUUCUAAGUUGUCUUUGCGUAGCUGGAGGGAUUUUGGGGGCCGGUGU